This is a messenger RNA of Opisthocomus hoazin, 984 nucleotides long. The record is from RefSeq and is a predicted model, not a curated record. Lineage: Eukaryota; Metazoa; Chordata; Aves; Opisthocomiformes; Opisthocomidae.
AUGGCGAAGGAGGCAAUCCAACUCAAGAGGGACCAUGUUCACAGUGCAUAUGAGAAUAUUACUCCUUGUUUCAGUGACAGACGCUACAAGGCACGGCCAAAGGUGCAGCAGUUCAUUUCAGAGCAGGAACCAGGCAGCCUGAUUGCUGAUAUUGGCUGCGGAAACGGCAAAUAACUUCACAUCAGUUCUGAAGUCUAUAAACUGGGUUGUGACUACUGUUUCCCAUUGGUGGAAUCAGCACGAAAUGAAGACCAUAAAGUAAUGGUAUGCCAUAGCUUGCGUCUGCCUAAUAGAAGUGAGUGCUUUGAUGCUGUCCUGUCUGUUGCUGUCAUUCACCAUUUUUCAACGGAAAAGAGGCGCAUGUGAGCAAUAAAAGAGAUGGCUCGCGUCUUGAGAGUAGGAGGCCAGUUAAUGAUAUAUGUGUGGGCAAUGGAGCAAAAACGGAGAAGAUUUGAAAAGCAAGACGUCUUUGUUCCUUGGAAUCCUUCACCUCCUUCCUGCUCCUCAGCUUCUGAAGUGGCUGUGAAACCUAUGCUGCCCAUGUCCCGCUGCUCGAAGGCUUUCAGAAGUUGCUAUUCAGAAUUAGGGCAAGCAACUAUACAGCUCCCUAUGGCUGCAGAUACUCUUCACAAUUGCAGUGGGGUGUGUUUACCUGACCUGAUUUCACAUCAGAAAGAAUUAGCUGUCAGACAACAACUUAAAAUAGACCAUCACCCAAAAGAAGGAGCUUUCUGCCAACCUUGGAACAAAAGCAGAGCAGGCUCCUCUCUGCAGAAAGCAGUCAGUAAGUGCACCCUGACCACGCAGACCUGGCAGCAGACAGGUUCUGGUGGGGCAUGGUUGAGGUACUACCACGUUUUUAAAGAAGCGGAGUUGGCUGAGCUGAUAGAGUGUCAUAAUCCUGAGCUACACAUUACUCAUUCAUACUUUGACCAUGCCAUUCGGUGCGUGAUAGCAGAAAAGACUGGAGUGUGGAAGAUCUAG